AUGAAUCAAUAAAGUAUUCCAAAUAAAAUUUUAUCUUCUCCUGUUUAAUUUGGUGAUUUAAAAUUGAAAAAUAGAUUUAUUCAAGCUCCUUUAACAAGGUUAAGAUCUGAUCUUGAUACGGGAUUAGCAAAUAACUUAAUGAAUAUCUACUAUUCGUAAAGAGCCUCAUUUGGAUUAUAAAUAACUGAAACUGUUAUGACUCAUUAAAUGAAAGGUUAUUUUCCAUACCUAAUAAACGAAUAAUAAUCACUGUAAUGGAGGAAAAUAGUAGACAGUGUUCAUCAGUAAGGAGGAUUAAUCUGUUUAUAAAUUUCACAUGGAGGAAGAACUAAUAUUUCAAGUAUGGGAAGCCCUCCAGUAGCACCAAGUCCUAUUAAGAUUAAUGGUAAAAAUAAGUUUGCUAACAAUGAAAUUUAUGAAGCUCCUGAAGAACUAACUAUACAAGAAAUUAAGUAAAUUGUGAAAGAUUUCUAAUAAUCUGCAGUUUUAGCUAAAUAAUCUGGAUUUGAUGCUAUUUAACUCCAUGCAGCAAACGGCUUUUUAGUAGAUUAAUUUUUAAGAGAGAGUUCAAAUUUGAGAACAGAUGAAUAUGGAGGAAGUAUUCCAAAUAGAUGCAAAUUUUGUUUAGAAAUUAUAGAUGAGUUAAUUUCUGUUUUUGGUAAUGGCAGAGUGUCUAUUCGCUUUAGUCCUGUUGGUCGAUAUAACUAAAUGUACGAUAGCAAUCCCUUAGAUCUAAUGAAGCAUUUAUUUAUUGAAUUAGAAAAGAGAAAUUUGUCUUUUGUAGAGCUAAGGAGGUUUGGUAAAUUUGAUUUAUCAGCUCCAGUAGAAGAAGCAUAUAUACACCCUGAACUUUAGAUCCCAAAUUUUUUCAAAACACUAAGACAGUAUUACUCAGGCAAUAUUGUAGCUAAUGACGGUAUUAACAUCAAAGAAGCUGAAAUUUUAAUUAAUGACAAAAUAGCUGAUGCUAUUUCUUUUGGAAAGCUAAGUAUAUCAAAUCCUGAUCUUCCUAUAAGAUACGAUAAUGAUUAUGAGAUUAACAAUAUAACGGAUCAUAAUACUUUCUACUCUCAAGGACCUUAGGGAUAUAUAGAUUAUCCUUAAUAUAAUAAAUUGUGA
Molecule: messenger RNA, 1119 nt
Organism: Tetrahymena thermophila SB210
Lineage: Eukaryota; Ciliophora; Oligohymenophorea; Hymenostomatida; Tetrahymenidae
Product: FAD/FMN-binding family oxidoreductase
Exons: 1
Molecular function (GO): oxidoreductase activity; FMN binding
Source: RefSeq, a predicted model, not a curated record